Messenger RNA from Moneuplotes crassus, 323 nucleotides. Lineage: Eukaryota; Ciliophora; Spirotrichea; Euplotida; Euplotidae. The record is from the annotation of a GenBank genome assembly.
CCGGGUCUUUGUUGCUUAAGAUCUCUCCCACACUAUAUUUCUUUCUUAAAAGAAUUCAAAAUUGUGAUCGAAAUGGGAGACAAAGUCAGGCAAUAUAGAAGGAAAUAUAGCUCCUUUCUAGAAGUUACAAGAACUAUCGGAGGUAUCUUCGAAGUCAUUGAGAUCAUAUUUGACUUCGCCAUUGGGAUCUAUUCUUCAUACAUGUUCAAGCGAGUUCUUACGAAGUAUCUCAACCAAGCUAGUCAUGAUGUGGAGCAGAUUGAGGGAGUGCUUUAGGAGGGUAACCAAGAAGAUUAUAAGAUAAAAGAACAAUCGAGCAGAUU